CAAGAAUCGUUUUUGAAUUAUUGUACGCUUCUUUUGGAUCUGGUCCUUGUACUGCUCUUGCAGUCUCGGAGCCAACCUAUCCAACUAUCGAUAUCCUAGGCUUUUCAGUGGCCAUUGCGCUAUUCCAAGCCGUUGAGCCACAUAGCAACGGGUGGGUAGGGUGGUCCGAUAGAGCCAGCCUUUUACCAAGGCGAUAG
Dentiscutata heterogama is the source of this 197-nucleotide messenger RNA. NCBI's taxonomy places the organism in Eukaryota, Fungi, Glomeromycota, Glomeromycetes, Diversisporales, Gigasporaceae. The record is from the annotation of a GenBank genome assembly.